Drosophila ficusphila is the source of this 1075-nucleotide messenger RNA. RefSeq lists its product as uncharacterized. Lineage: Eukaryota; Metazoa; Arthropoda; Insecta; Diptera; Drosophilidae. The record is from RefSeq and is a predicted model, not a curated record.
CGAGUUCAGUAGCAGUCGGCUGCCGGGGACAGCAACAACAAGCCCAGCAGAACAAUUAGUCAACCGAUAUUUAGUGGCACAGACAUAUAUCCACAUAUAGGUUCGAAGCGCACAUGAAGCUGGUCAUGUAAGACUCGGCGAUUACGGUGAAGAUAUGCUGGUUUGCGGUGAAUGCGUUUAACGGUGGAUCUUCGCUUGCACCGCUUGCAACGCAGCCCACAAAGAUACCCCUAAGAUACAGAAUGGCCUCCGGCAACAGCAACAGCAACAACAACAAUAACAGCAACAGCAGCAGCAGCCCCGCCGAUCUGGACAGCCAGGUCAAUGUGGAGGAUUUGCCCAUAACGUUCAAGGUCAAGUACAUUGGCUCGGAGGUGGCCCGCGGAUUGUGGGGCAUCAAGUACACGCGCCGCCCGGUGGACAUAAUGGUGGGCGUGGCCAAGAACCUGCCGCCCAACAAGGUGCUGCCCAACUGCGAGCUGAAGGUGUCCGCCGAGGGCGUCCAGCUGGAGAUCAUCGCGCCGAAGGCGAGCAUCAACCACUGGAGCUACCCGAUCGACACCAUCUCGUACGGGGUGCAGGACCUCGUCUACACAAGGGUCUUCGCCAUGAUCGUGGUCAAGGACGAGGCCAGUCCGCAUCCCUUCGAGGUGCACGCCUUCGUCUGCGACAGUCGGGCGAUGGCCCGCCGUCUGACCUUCGCCCUGGCCGCCGCCUUCCAGGACUACUCGCGGCGGGUCAAGGAGGCCUCCGGCGAGGGGGAGGGGCAGGGGGACAGCGACGCCACGCCCAGCGACUCGAUCACGCCCACGCGCCAGAAGUUCGCCAUCGACCUGCGGACGCCGGAGGAGAUCCAAGCCGGCGAGCUGGAGCAGGAAACGGAGGCGUAGUCGGGGAUCCACUGUACAGUCGCCCCCUUGUGAUGUGUUAGUUACUUAACGUCCAGUGUCCACUGUAUUUGUAAAUUGUACUAGUAGUUCUCUCACCCGGUAGUUGCCUCAUACAGCUAAUUACCCAAAGCCUAAGUGUUAAUGCGAUCUGUAAACGAUUCCUACAAUAAAUCACCAAUAUUGUA